AUGGAGUCGCCGAUCAACCCAGAAAUUUGGAAGUUCCUCUUCCGUGGAGGUGUCGCGGCCCUCUCCUUCGCCUCUCUAUUUUCACUUUACCACGAGCGGUACGACCUUCUAUCAUCACUGGAUGCUGACUUCAAAGCAAUUAGUACGGCUCAGACGGGAUGUGAGAGCGAGACUGCCAUUGCCAAAAUCGUUUCCAAAAUAAAGGAAGAAUCCGCCCAGAAGAAAGGUAUGACUCGCCUCUCUGCUGAAAGACAUGGCUCCACACUUGUGCGUCUCGCCGCCUUGCAAAAAGAUGGCUCCAACGCGACUGUUGUAAGAGCGGCGAUCAAGGCACUUGUUGUCAUUUUCGGCGCCGACGCAGCGGGCCAUCGAAAGUUGUACAUGUUGGGCGGUUAUCGUACUCUUCUUACGACACUGAGCGAGGCACACCGGCAGGGGUUGCAACCACUUCUCGAAGAGACGGCGGAGGUUUUGCACACACUCACGCGUGUAGACGAUUCGGAGGUUAUACUCGAUACGGAUGUCCCUGUCGGGUCAGAGGGAGCUUAUGCGUUGGCUCGCAUUCCAGCAACCGUGAAGAUGCUCCGUGUGCUGAAUCCACAGAGCUCAAUUGUGCUCCUCAGCUCCCUUACAGGCAUAUUUGCAAAUGUCUGUGCACUACGCGCUGGUGCUGUUGUGAUUGGGCGCGGACUUGAUGGGCACAGCGGAAUUUCGUAUUUCUUGCGCCUUCUCGAGCAUAACAAUCAGGGUGUUGCGGAACAUUGCAUCAUGACGAUCCGCUACCUCGCUCGAUCGGGCAUAGGCCACGCAGAGUUGGCAGAGGAAGAAAACCUCUGCCGGCUGGCCGAAAACUUUUCCGCAACAAGUGAUCCACGUAUAAUCAAUUCCGUUCUUUCAAUUCUGUUGGUUAUGUUCGACAGCAAAGAAGGGCCGAAGUUUUUCCAUAACGUGGCGGAAAAGACAGACAUAAUUUCUACCAUGUUCGAAAUUUGGUGCCGUGCGUCAGACAAGGUCCUGCGGGAUCGUGCUGAGGUGCUCGUGCAACUUCUAUCGCAUGUACCACAGUGCACAAGCAAGGUGCAAAGGUAUUUGGAGCGUUACCGUUCGCAGAUCGCGGAGCGCCGCAUGGCGGAUGAAGAAGCAAGGCGAAAGCAGCUGCAACAGAUGCGGCAGAAUCAAAUGAUGCAACAGAUGAUGUUGGAAAAUAUGGGUAUGGGAGGGGGAAUGGAUUUAGCGGCAAUGAUGGGUGGCGGCAUGUAA
This is a messenger RNA of Trypanosoma brucei brucei TREU927, 1260 nucleotides long. RefSeq lists its product as hypothetical. The transcript has a single exon. The coding region runs from base 1 to 1260 and encodes 419 amino acids. The record is from RefSeq and is a predicted model, not a curated record. Lineage: Eukaryota; Euglenozoa; Kinetoplastea; Trypanosomatida; Trypanosomatidae.